This is a messenger RNA of Pelodiscus sinensis (Chinese soft-shelled turtle), 1827 nucleotides long. The record is from RefSeq and is a predicted model, not a curated record. Lineage: Eukaryota; Metazoa; Chordata; Testudines; Trionychidae.
GAAAAAAGAAUCCGAGUCUCUCAGCCAUUAACAAGAGGACCAAGUGCCUUUAUACCAGAGAAAGAAAUUGUCUACUUUGCUCUUAAGGUUAUGCAAGCAAAUGGUUUGAAUGAACGUACUAACCUUCUUGUGGAAGAAUAUUCAACAUCUGGUCGCCUGGACAACAUCACACAGGUCAUGAGUUUACACAGUCAGUACUUGGAGUCUUUCCUCCGCAGCCAGUUCUAUAUGUUGCGUAUGGAUGGGCCCCUUCCUUUGCCUUACAGGCACUACAUUGCUAUAAUGGCUGCUGCCAGACAUCAGUGUUCUUACCUAGUAAAUAUGCAUGUUGAUGAGUUUCUGAAGACUGGAGGGAUUGCAGAAUGGUUGAAUGGUUUGGAAUAUAUCCCACAAAGACUGAAAAAUUUGAAUGAAAUAAACAAACUUCUUGCACAUCGACCAUGGCUGAUCACAAAAGAACACAUUCAGAAACUUGUCAAGACUGGAGAAAAUAAUUGGUCUCUUCCUGAAUUGGUACAUGCUGUGGUGCUGUUGGCCCACUAUCAUGCCUUGGCGAGUUUUGUAUUUGGUAGUGGCAUUAAUCCAGAGAGAGAUCCGGAUACCUCUAAUGGCUUCAGACUUAUUGCAGUCAACAAAUUCUGUGUCUGUGAUCUUGCCAACGACAACAACAUAGAAAAUGCUUCCCUCACAAGUAGCAACUUUGGGUUUGUGGAUUCUUUGAGUGAGCUGGAGGCUUUAAUGGAAAGAAUGAAGAGGCUGCAAGAAGAAAAGGAGGAAGAGGAGGCCUCGCAGGAAGAAAUGGCAACUCGCUUUGAAAAAGAGAAGAAAGAGAGUCUUCUAGUAGUUACUGGAGCAUUUGAUGAUGAAAUUGUUUCUACAUCGGAUGUCUCCCGCUAUGUUGAAGAUCCUGGUUUUGGGUACAAAGACUUUGCCAGGAGGGGAGAAGAACAUCUGCCAACAUUCCGAGCUCAGGAUUAUACCUGGGAAAAUCAUGGCUUCUCCCUUGUGAACAGGCUUUAUUCUGAUAUUGGGCAUCUCCUGGAUGAGAAGUUUCGAAUGGUCUACAACCUCACAUACAACACUAUGGCUACGCAUGAAGGUGUUGACACAACCAUGUUGAGAAGAGCUUUAUUUAACUACGUUCACUGUAUGUUUGGAAUCAGGUAUGAUGAUUAUGAUUAUGGGGAAGUUAAUCAGUUACUUGAACGCAGCCUGAAGGUUUACAUUAAGACAGUGACCUGCUACCCAGAGAGAACUACCAAGCGCAUGUACGAUAGUUAUUGGCGUCAGUUCAAGCAUUCAGAGAAGGUCCAUGUAAACCUACUUUUAAUGGAAGCCCGUAUGCAAGCAGAACUUCUAUAUGCCCUUCGUGCCAUAACUCGACACUUGACCUGAAGCAUCAAUUUAGAGAGGGCAAAGGAAGUUUAAUUGCUACGUAAAGACUUUUGAAAUAGAUACACACCAGAAGCUGUAUGUGAUGUAGCAUCAAGUUACUCAAUUCUCUAGUGUCAAAGUUUAGCCGUAUUUUUGGCGGCUGUAAUGUGCAAUGACGUGUUUUAUUUUCUUGAUGCUUAACAUUACUAAUGAUAUCAAAAAUAACAGAGGAGCACUACUUUUUCUAGUUGGAUUUCAAGAUACUGGUCAAAAUCCUAAGACUAAUUUUGUUAUACUCAACUCUAGUGCUUUGUUCUUAAAUACAAAAAAGUGUUUAUCUUUUCAAGCAAUCAUUUUUCAGAUUAGUGGAAUUCAGCAAAGAUUUUUUUGGAUGUACUAAGAGAUCGUAAUGCCAUGUCCUAACUCUAGUAGAGAGAAACGUGAUCUAUGACA